Molecule: messenger RNA, 228 nt
Organism: Trichomonas vaginalis G3
Lineage: Eukaryota; Parabasalia; Trichomonadida; Trichomonadidae
Exons: 1
Coding region: 1-228 (75 amino acids)
Source: RefSeq, a predicted model, not a curated record
AUGCUUUCUCUGAUUGCCUUGCGCACAGCACAUAAUGCUGUUGACGAUGACAACUGGAAGUUCCCAUUCCCAAUCCCAACAAAGUGGGGCCUCUUAAGCUUUGGCUUUGAUGCUAACGAAGCUGUAGAUGAUGACAACUGGGGCAUCGGCUUCACAUAUCAUUCACCAUGGGGCAAGUUCUACAUCGGAUAUCACAAUGCUGCUGAAGAGGAAGAAGACGAGAACUAG